Bursaphelenchus okinawaensis is the source of this 6656-nucleotide messenger RNA. NCBI's taxonomy places the organism in Eukaryota, Metazoa, Nematoda, Chromadorea, Rhabditida, Aphelenchoididae. The record is from the annotation of a GenBank genome assembly.
AUGAACAGAUGUGUACCUAACACAAGAUAUCGUUGGACCUAUCGACCGCAGCCCAUUAGUAAGUCUCUCAGAUUUUACUAAAAUGUUUAAAAGUAUAAAUUUAGGUAUAUAAUUUUUCAGAUAUUCAUAUACCGUUGGUAUCCCGCCCCAACCCCAACAUUCCACUAAAACCCAUGCCCUCGCCCCAGCCCAUAGUACCGCUCACUAGAGGUACCCUAUCUCCAGCAACCUACCCAACAACUACCACAACUCAAACUACAACAACAACUACUCCACCAACUCCACCUCCACUUAUCUCAACGACUCCAGAACUACCAACUCCACCUCCAUACACUGGAACUUAUGCGCCGCGAAUCGAAGUUACCACGGUAUUCAUGAGGCCAUCGAAGAAGCCGGAAGUUGAAGGGUUACCGUUUAUACCAGGUAAGACUAUUCUUGAUUGAAAAUAUAGAAAAAUUGUUUUUAAAAUUGGCGGGAUUUUUGAAUUUGAAGCUUCGCGGCGAAACUAAAAUAAAAUUAUCGCGAAAAAUUCUUCGCAACUCUUCUUCAUGGUUAAUAUUCUCGAUGGUUUUGCUUGAUUUCUUCGUAAAUUUAUAUUGUAAAUGUUGUCUACACGUUGGAAAAACUUAUUACUUUGCAAAUUCUUAUAGACUUUCUGAAAAUCUACACUUUUAUGUUGUUAACGCCUAUUUUCCCAUAAAAUUUCGAGAAAUUCUGCUAUUUUCAUGCUAAAACAGUGUCAAAAGUGGAGUUCAAUCGCUAUUGGUAAGCAUUUUUAAAAUAUUUUUGUUGCUUUAGGUAAAGAAAAAGGUAUUUUUUCAAAUCCGAUUCCUUUCAUUGUGUUUUGAGCGUUAUUCCUCCGGUUUAGCCCAUCCAUAUUAUUUUAGGUUAAUCUAUGGAGAACGAUUUCGAAUUCGGACAUGUUUUGAAGCUAAAACAUAACUAAAAAAGACAUCAACUUGUUGAAAUAGUCUUCUGUUCAGCUAAAAUAAUAAAAAUAUUAUGUAAAACGACAUACCAAUCGACUUUUCAUCUUAUUUUAGCUUGAAAAUGGCAGAAUUCCUCGAAUUUUUAUUGAAAAAUAGGCUUUAACAACACAAAAGUGUAAAUUUUUAAAAUGUAUGGAAGAAUUGAAAAAGUAUAAGGGUUGACAAAUUGUAGACAACCUUUUCAAUAUAAAUUUACAAAGAAGUCCAGCAAAACCACCGAGAAUAUUAACCAUGAAGAAGAGUUGCAAAGAUUUUUUUUGGUUUUGCGGCGGUGGAAAAUACAAAUUCUAUAAUACCUUCUUCUAAUUCUAUAUAUUUUUUAAUCCCUGAAAUGACAUUCUUUUUCAGAUUCCGCAGACAAACAGAAUCCAUGUCCAAAUGGUCGACCGUUAACGAAUGAAUAUAAUGCUCCGAUGACAUGUAACUUUAUGGUGAAGCCGAAUGGUGGAUGUCCUGAAGAUUAUUGGUGUCAUACUGGAGCUUCCUUCGCUGCCACUACUUGUUGUCCUAUCAUUAGAUUUGGUAAAAUACGUUUUUCUGAAUUAGUGGGUUUAUUAUGUACUAUUGUAGGGGGAAGUAGGGUAGGGUACGGUAUGCUACGGUAGGGUAGGGUAAACUAACGUAGGGAUAAGAUGAUUUAAAGUGGAAAAUGUUAUCACUAUGAGUAUUUUCUCAAAAAUUACAGUAGUUUUUUAGAAGACAGAUGUAAAAUGCCGAAAGUAAAUGGAGAAGGUGAAGAUCUGAUUCCACGUUGGUAUUACGACCAUCUCGAUGGAGUUUGUAAGCGUUUCCUUUACAAAGGAUUGAAAGGAAAUGCCAACAACUUUAUCACAAACGUUCAAUGUAGUGAAGCUUGCGAAGGAUCUCAAGGUAACUUCAUUUUGAAGCCAUCUCUUGCCUAUAAUAAUAACUCUUAUAUCUUACAUAUACGAUGAUUAUGCUAUACUAUACUUUCCAGAAAACCUCCGUGCAACAGGAUUUGUAAAUCCAUGUGCGGUAGGCACUCCAGCCAAGCUAAGAGAUGGCAGUGUUCAAACCUGUACUCCAACCGACGAAACUCAUUCGGUUUGUCCGACCGGUUACUUCUGUCAUAUCGGUGAUACUAAGAAUGUGUGUUGUGAAAAGACCUCCAGUAAGUUUGUAAAACACGACUACAUAAAAAUCUUUUAAUAAAAAAACAAUUUUAAAAAAAAUUGUUUUAGGUAACAAAAUUUCAAAAAAUUUAAUUUUGAUUAUAAAAUUUGAAAAAAGUUUUUAUUACCUAAAAUAAGAUCCUUUACCUCUCUUUAGACACUGACCGAUGCCACCUGCCAUUAGCGACUGGAACAGGUUCGGCCGAGUUGAGACGUUUCUACUACAACCCAAUUGCCAAAAGAUGUAUCGAGUUUUUGUACAAAGGAAUUGCUGGCAACGAGAACAACUUUUUGACUUAUAAUGACUGCAAAAAGCAGUGCUUACGUGAGUUUAUGAAAUUUCUUAAAUUUUGUUUUGUCAUACCUUAUUAUACACUACUUUACAGGCCUACUGUAUUAUGUUUUAUCUUUUUCUAUUAUAUUUUGUCUUACUCUAUUAUAACCUAUCUAAGUGUACUCUAAAAUACCCUCCUUUACUAUAGUCUAUUCUAAUUUACUCUGGCUUAAUUGCUCUAUUCUACCCUACUCUUCUCUCUCUUACUCUACCGUAUUCUACCCUGCUUUAAUCUAACUUACUCGAUCCUACGCUACCCUACCCUAGCUUAUUCUACUUUUCCCUACAUAACGAUAUUUUACUCUAACUCACCUUAUUCUAUCUUAUCUUACUCUAUAAACUCUACCCUACCUUAUCCUACUCUUGCAGGCUUCAACAACCCCUGCCCAUCCUCAUUCGACCAUGGUGAGCGCAAGGAAUGUUCUCCUUUAUCAAAUCUCUGUGAGAAGGGAGAGUGGUGCCAUAUUGGGUCGAAUGCUGAGACUACUGCAUGUUGUCCUGGCGCCAUCGCUGAUCCAUGUAAACUACCAUUGGAUCAUGGAGAAGGUAGUGAGACAAUCACAAGAUGGUACUCUGACCCAUCUGACAAGUCGUGUAAUAAUGAAUGUAAACCUUUUGUUUACCGCGGAGUUAAAGGGAAUCAAAAUAACUUUGUCACUAAGGAGGCGUGUGAGGAGAAGUGCAAGAGUAAGUUAACUUGAUUGUUGACAGCCUACUGUGGUUCAAUAUUAUCCAAGUUUAUUAAAAAUGAGCGUAUUUUACAUUACCUAACCAAACAAAAAUAGUGCUACAACUAGAAUACAGUAACCGCUUAAUAGCAGAGUGUCUUGUUUGCAGCCGAGUGCACUAACCCGUGUUCGAGUGGGGAUUUGUUGUUGUCGUCGGUGGAUGGGAAGCCAAGACAGUGCAGUCCGACCGACCUGUGUCCGAAUGGCUACUGGUGUCAUGUGGGGCUGGUCCCUGACACCACCGUCUGUUGUUCCGCUGGUAAGAGUUUUUUGUGGGAUUUUUAAGGCCUUCAUAGGGGAUUAGAAAGUUUUAUCGUUUUUGAUUGUGGAAAGAGGUGUAAAUUAACGACAAAACUUUUUUUUAAAGUUUAAUAGGUUUUUUUAUGUUGAAAUUGUCUUACAGGGGAAAAAUUUAUGGGGGGGGGGUAAAAAAAAUUUUUGGGCGGGGUAAAAAAAUUUAGGGGCGGGGUAGCUUCCAAAAAUAUUUUUUAGGGAUAGGAGAAAAAUAUUUUUUUAAAGGCGGGGUAAAAAAGUAUUUUUGGGAGGGUGAGGGGUUAAAAAAAUUUUUUUAUAACAUUUGAAAAUGUUAACUUUACUGUAAGUAUAAUUAUUGCCUGUCUUUCAGUAAAACAACCUUGCGACUUGCCAAUGGUGGAAGGCUUUGGAGAAGCCAUGCUGACUCGUUGGUACUAUAACAAAAGGACUCGACAGUGCAUCAGCUUUAUUUAUCGAGGAAUCGGAGGAAAUCAGGUAGGUUUAUAAAUUGACGGGCCUUUUCGAACGCCGUAUUUUACAUUUUUUUUAUUUUUAAUAGGUGGUAUUUUACUUUAUUUUUAGCUAAAAAAUUAAAAAGACUAUAUUGUUUUACAAACAACUACACUACCGCCACCGUAUUUUACCAUUUCAUCUUAAGACCUUAACUUUAUGAACUCAAGUACCACUUAUAUGCCAUUUUACAUAAUAUACGUCUAUUUUCAGAACAACUUUUUAACCCAAGAUGACUGCCGCGCGGCUUGCCCAGCCUUUGACAAUCCUUGUGGCACUGGUCAGCCAUUACUGGUCAAUCAUAAGCCAAAGAUUUGUAGUCCAAACCAAAGAUGUCCUGGCACUCAUUAUUGCCACAUUGGGGAGAGUAGUUUGAACUAUUGUUGUCCUAAAAGUAAGGUUAUUUUACUGAGUUUUUACGUUUACUAUGAGACUAUUGACUUUUACUUUAUCGAUGGAGGGAACCGGCCCAUUGUUUGGCCCUUAGGGCCUUGGUUUGGGGCCCGGCCAAAUGUCAUAAAGGCCUGAUUUAUAUUUAAAAAUGGCAUUGGAUCUUCAUUUCUAAUGAAAAAUGUCAUAAAAUUCUUAUUUCUAAUGUAAAAUGUCAUAAAAUUCUUAUUUCUAAUGAAAAAUGUCCUAGAAGUAUAUUUUUUCAAUUUGAAACCAAAAAAUUUAAAUUUCAGACGGCAACCCCUGUGAUCAACCCCUAGCCGUGGGCCAAGGCCAAGCCAACUUCAAACGCUUCUUCUACGACCAAGAGACGCGCCAAUGCCAAGAGUUCACUUAUCAUGGCUCCAAGGGCAAUGCCAACAACUAUCUGACGCUGGAGGACUGUCGGAUCGUCUGUCAAGGUGUUUUAACGUUUCAUAGCUAAUCUCACUUAAAAACACCAGCCACCUUACUCGCUAACCCUCCGCUUUUGUUGCUUUUGCUGUUCAUUAAACACUUACUGUAACCUUUGUCAUCUUACUGCUUUUUAAUGGUUUUGCCGCCUUAGGGAAAGUAUUUUUUAAAUUUUUGAAGUUUUUUUAAAUUAAAAUUUUUUGAAUUAAAUAUUUUUCGUAUUUUACAAAAAAUUUGUUUCAAAAACUUUCUUUCCAACCAAUUUAAAUCAAAACACAAUUUAAAAAACGUAUUUUACCUUAACAAUAUCCAGCUUCCGAAAACCCAUGCCCUGAGGGAGACCCGCUUCAAGACCCAAUCAGUCGGGAGCCGCUGAUCUGUGGAGGACCUCAGGAGUGUCCCAGUGGGUUCUGGUGCCAUGUUGGAGGAUCACCCAACACUACAAAUUGUUGUCCAGGCUGUGAGUUAUGUUACAGUAGGCCAAUCUUUGAAAGGGAGCAUAAUGUGUAUCCUCUUAAAAUACAAUAAAACACCUUUACCACGCCCAUUUUUAGCCCGAAAACCCUGCGAUUUGGAGACGAAUGAAGGUCAAGGAACGUUACGAUUGGAACGUUGGACAUUCGACGGAACGGCUCAAAUGUGCCGCCGUUUUUACUACAAAGGAACCAAAGGCAACUCCAACAACUUUUUGAGUCGGGAUGCUUGUCGACAGGCUUGUCCUGGUAAGUUAGGUUAAGUGGCAUUGUCAUGGAUGGGCGAGGGUGUUUAAUAACUCUAAUAGAAGGGAGGAAGAUGGUUUUCUUGGCAUGGAGAAGGAAAAAGGCGUUGGAAGGGGGGGGGGUGUUGAAUUCAAAUUUUUUAAAUGACAUUUUCGAUAUGACAUCACUUCUAAAAUGAUUAAAAUUGGUCACAACUAAACCUAUUUUAGAAGCCAACCCAUGCCUAACCGGAGAGCCUCUUCUCAAUUCAACCGGUAAUCGACUGACUUGUGAACCGACCGAAAAGUUCACCGGAUGUCCAGCUAGCCACUUCUGUCAUCCCGGAUCCAACACCGAUAGUCAAGUGUGCUGUCCUCGAGGUGAGGUUGACAUAUGUGAACAAGGAGUUCAAGAAGGGCAUGGCAAAGAAAGUCUGAGGAGAUUCUACUUCGAUCCUUCUGAAUCCGUCUGCCGUGAAUUCACGUUUCGAGGCGGCAAAGGGAACGAGAACAACUUUGUCAGCAAAUCCGCUUGUGAAGAUGUUUGUCCUGGUAAGUAUCAAACGGUCCUCAAAAACAUAUUUUACGAUCCUCUAUCGUCUUGUCUAUUCAACUGUAACCGAUGUUUUAGCCCACAGAAGCUACUGUCCUCACGGUCAGCCUCAAACCGACCCCCACUCCAAGAAGCCUAUACCUUGUGGAAUAUUGAAAAGCUGUUCCAUCGGCUUCGUAUGUCAUAUGAGUGUCGAAUAUAGAGUCAGUGUGUGUUGCGAGGUAAGUUUUGACAAUUUCCUUUAAAAUUUUAAUUUUUUCAAAAAAAAUUUGAAGCUUGGCCCCUGUGGCUAAAAUAAGAUUUUUUAAUUUUUAUUGAAGAAGAUAAACGUAUGCCAUUUUAAAUAACAUUAGAAAUAUUAAAUAAGUAAUAACAAAAUAAAACAAAAUUGAAAUUUAACUUAAAAUUUAAAAACUUCCCUUUAGAACCCAGCCAAUUUCUGCACCGCCCCACGAGACCCCGGUCAUUGUAACGGAACCGAAAUCCGAUACGGCUAUAACGCCCUCACCGACACCUGUGUCGAAUAUAAGUACUCCGGGUGUGGUGGAACGCUGAACAACUUUAAAACAAUGGAACAGUGCACACAAAUAUGCUGCAAGGAAUAUCGACAUUGA